Alnus glutinosa is the source of this 2172-nucleotide messenger RNA. RefSeq lists its product as uncharacterized. Gene Ontology annotation, cellular component: fibrillar center. The record is from RefSeq and is a predicted model, not a curated record. NCBI's taxonomy places the organism in Eukaryota, Viridiplantae, Streptophyta, Magnoliopsida, Fagales, Betulaceae. The transcript has a single exon. Gene Ontology annotation, molecular function: RNA polymerase I core promoter sequence-specific DNA binding. Gene Ontology annotation, biological process: transcription by RNA polymerase I. The coding region runs from base 1 to 2172 and encodes 723 amino acids.
AUGAACUUGUCGUCGGAAUGGAAGUCCCUCUUCCCAGUCUCCACAGUCUUCGCCCCUCCACUCCUCCUCUCAGGCCCUUCAGCCAAACCCAUUCUCGGGCCUCUCCUCUUCAACCCUAUCCCCCGAACACUGACCGUCAUAUUCUCCUCCCCUUCCCUCUUCCCCCGCUCUCUCCCCCCUCCUCCCCACCUCUCUCUGCCAAGAUUCCUCCUCACCUCCUCCUCUCUUACCCACUCCACCUCCUCCUCCGUUGCUUCUCUCCUCGGCCCCCUCCAAAACGACGCCGCUUCCCAUCUCCUCCACAACCACCUCUCCUUCCUACAACUUCCCUGUUCCAACUCUCUCCUCGUCUUCUUCCCAACCGGUGCCAACUCCGAGCAAGUCGGGUUCUUGGGGCUGUCUGUGAACGGUUCGGGGUCAGCUUUUGACGUUCGGGUCGAUAAAAACGGCGAUGUUUUCUGGGAAAGGACCGGGUUCGAGUAUCGGAUUCUCAGGAUCUCGGUGAACCCGGCGGUCGGUUCGGGUGCGAUUCCGGCUGGUAAUUCGGGUUCCUUUGUUAGCGUUGGGUAUGUGAUGGCUUCUACGUUGUAUUCUGUGCAUUGGUUUGUUGUGAAGGUUAAAGGGCUUGGUUUGAGUUCGCAAAGGCCGAGUUUGGUUUGUUUGGGGAGUAAGGUGUUUAAGAGUUGCUCUGUUGCGUGGGCUUGUUGGAGUCCACAUUUGCUAGAGGAGAGUGUGGUUCUGUUGGAGAGUGGCGAAUUGUUCUUGUUUGAUUUGGAGUCUUGUUCGAAAGCUGGUGCUUCAAAUGCACGUUUUAGAGGGACUAGGUUGCGGGUUCCCUGGGACGAUGAUUCGGGUACCUCAGGGGCUCAUACAUGGUUGUGUUGUGAGUUCAGUUGGCAUCCUAGGAUUUUGGUGGCUGUGCGGUCCAAUGCGGUUUUUUUGGUCGAUUUGAGGUUUGAUGAAUGUGUUGUGAGUUGUUUGGCCAAGGUUGAGAUGUUGAGAUUGUAUGCAAAUGUUAAAAACGAACGGUUCCUUACGUUUACGAUGGUUGAUUCUGAUCGUUUUUAUUUUGUGCUGGCUUCGGAUAGCCUGUUGCUUCUUUGUGAUGUGCGGAAGCCGAUGGUGCCGGUUUUGCAAUGGGGUCAUGGUCUUGAUAAACCUUACUACAUUGAUGUAUUUAGAUUGACAGAAUUGAGAUCAAACCCGAGGGAUGAUACAUAUAGGUGGGCUUCAGAAUCGGGUUUUUGCAUUAUAUUGGGAUCUUUUUGGAAUUGUGAGUUUAAUCUCUUUUGCUAUGGACCUACUUCACCAGUCCCCAGAGAUUGCAUUGCUUCUGAAAUUUUGGAAGCUUUGAAAACUGUUUAUGCAUGGGAGCUCCCUUCAGAUCUCUUAUUGUCAGGCCGUGAUUGUCGGUGUGGAAGCUGUCUCGUAAGAGAGGAGAUUUUGAAGGAUGAUCUUCCUGAAUGGAUUGAUUGGCAGCAGAAGAAAGAAAUAGUUUUGGGUUUUGGCAUCCUAAACAAGGGUUUAUCUUCGCUGCUUUGUGGGUCAGAUGAAUUUGGUGGUUUUACACUGAUAAGGCUUAUGUCUUCGGGGAAGCUUGAAUUACAAAGAUAUCAUGCCUCGUGGGAUUUUGUAAACAAGUCGAAAGAAUUUCAUAGAGAAUUGUUGCAUUUUGAAGACAAUUUUCUCUAUAUUCAGGAUGAAGAGGAAUAUAGAUUUCCCAGAAGAUUCAAAUACCUGAAACUCGAUAACCUCUUGGCAUAUUUAAAUGGUAACCUUAGUAAAGUCCUGAGUUCAAAAAUGAAAAAGCCUUUUAAGGGUACUCGAGAGAAUAACUCUUUUAGUAUAGAAUCUCAUGAAAUCUUGUGCGAGAAGUUGAAGGCUUGUGGGUUCGGUCGAUUGAGAUCUUCUCCUGCUGUUGCUGUUGUUUUUAAUGGCAUCAGCUCGCCAACAAGCAUCCAUGAGGUUGCUUUGAGGAGAUUGUGGGCAGGCCUGCCAAUGGAACUAUUGCAACUUGCCUAUUCCAACUACUCUGAGUUCCUUGAAGUACUUGUGGACCAGAAAAAGGUAGCUUUGGAAUUUCUAGUUGUUCCAAACCAACCUCAAUUGCCACCUUUUUUUUUAAGAAAACCUUCAUGCCAUAGCAAUAAGUGGUCACGGAAAGUUCAGUGA